This is a messenger RNA of Danaus plexippus (monarch butterfly), 3224 nucleotides long. It is a transcript of the gene BBS1, whose product is annotated as Bardet-Biedl syndrome 1 protein. The record is from RefSeq and is a predicted model, not a curated record. The coding region runs from base 297 to 2153 and encodes 618 amino acids. Gene Ontology annotation, biological process: non-motile cilium assembly; protein localization to cilium. Gene Ontology annotation, cellular component: BBSome; axoneme; centrosome. Lineage: Eukaryota; Metazoa; Arthropoda; Insecta; Lepidoptera; Nymphalidae. Gene Ontology annotation, molecular function: patched binding; smoothened binding. The transcript is spliced from 13 exons.
AUUUGUAGAGUUAUGUUUACUUUAAAACGGAUGUAGUUUCGUCAUUUACGAGUAAUGGUUAUGUUACGGUUGUAUUAUGAAGAUAAUGAAAACAGAGAAAAAAUACGUGUAGUACGUGUUCGUGGAAACUAUGAAAGUGGGAAAAUCGAUACAAUGAUAGACAUGAUUUUCGCUUUCAUUGAUUGAACAGUCCAAGGGAUUUAAAUCUCUAUCUGAUUCCGACAUAUACAGAUACGCAAAACAUCGGUGUGGCACAACCUUAAGAAACACUGCAACUGAUCGCCGGGCGGUAUCAGAUGGGAAGCAUGAGCAGAUGGUUAGACGUAGAAGCAGGAGCGGAUGAUAUAGAUAUUAAUACAUUGCCUUCCAAUGUUACCUUUUCGGAUCUGCAAAAUGAUAAUGAGGCUAAACUUAUUAUUGGAGAUUUCGGAAGGAGUGAUGAUGGCCCUAGACUUAAAAUUUUUAAAGGCGCCAUGCAGAUAUCAGACUUGACUUUACCAGAUCUACCUUUGGGGGUAGUCAGUUUUUAUGCUGUUGAAACAAAUCCUCGUCCUCAACCUGUAAUUGCUGUUGCUUUCAGUUCCUCCGUAUACUUUUAUAGGAAUCUGAAAUUGUUUUACAAAUAUUACCUACCUCGUGUCGAACUCAAUGCCGGCGAAUUAGAUACUUGGAAACAGCUUACAAAUCCAUCUAACCAUAAAGAAGAAACAAUCCUAAAACUCACAGAGAGCCUACACAACAUACCGCAUAAAGUGUUAAGUAUACAAUCUAGAAACUUUCUAGCACUCACAUUGGACGAACAGCUGGAAUACUUGGAAAAUACUCAUGAGUUACCAAAGAAGAAAAACGGAGAAAUUGUUUGCAUUUCAACCAUCAGACUCUCUUCAGUUGAUAAACGUGCAGUAAGCUGUCUGGUUCUAGGUACAGAGGAUGGAGAGAUUAUCGUGUUGGACUCCCAGACGUUUACACAAACAAAUGUGGUUAAUAUAAGUCCUGUUAAGAAAACACCGUUUCAAAUAGUAACGACCGGAGUAUACAAUGUGGAUUACAGAAUAACUGUCGCUACCAGGGAGAGAAGUGUUUGUUUGCUGAAAAGAGACUGGAAAGAGGGACGUACUUUAUUCAAUACUGACGACCACAUUAUUGCUAUUGAAGUUUUUGCCACAGAUAAUACUAUUUUGGUUAUAUGCGCCGACAAAACCUUUUCUUGUUAUAACCGUAAGGGUAGGAAACAAUGGUCCUUAAGCCUAGACCAUCGCCCUAUUUGUCUUUCUCUUGUCCCAAUAUCUCACUUGGGCAUGACGCUAUCCGCGGUGGCGCUCGUAUCCGGCCACGUGACACUCUAUGACGGCAAAUAUCCUAGAGAUAAUAUAUUUAUUAGAGAUGUUGUCUCCGUCAUGAAGUUUGGUCAGCUCGGUCAAGAGGAGCAUGUUUUUACUAUCAUAACAACAAAUGGCCAUCUGCUGUUGAAAAUAUUAAAACGAACGGCUGACUUCAAUUCUAACUCCACGGGGAUUGAAACGUCUGAAUCUAGUAUCGGUCAGAGACCGUGGCUCAUACCUAAGAAAUCGAAACUGUUCCUGGAACAGGCUGUGAGGGAAAGAGAGAAUCCUAAAGCUAUGCAUGAGGCGUUCCAGUAUGAAUUGAACCGUCUACGUUUAUUAACGGCUCAGACCCUCUUGGAGGCGUAUAGGAAGUCGGAUAACUUCGUUGGAACCGGCAAUAUGGAACCCAUAAGAUUAUCCGCUGAGGUGGAAGGACUAGGUCCCGUGUUUGUGGUGACCUUGAUAGUACACAACACGUGCUCCGAGCGCGCCGUCUCCGGCCUCGCCGUGUUGUUCCACGUCAUCUCCACUGGAUACAGAGUCCAUACACCAUAUAUCAAGGUUCCACUGAUCGCACCGGGAAAUCAGUUGAAAUUUCCAAUUAAAGUUGAGGAAAUAUUCAGUGAGAACGUGAACCCGGAUGUAUUUUUUCGUAAUGUGACGGGUCAGGCGGGGGAGGGGUCAGUCAUUAAAGUGUUACUUUUGAAGAAGGGAAAAGUAAGCCCAGUUCUCGCAGCGACAGUGACCAUGCCUCCCACUGACCCCAUGAUGAUACCGUACGAUAAGCUUCAGACCUCCAACUUUGGACAGAACUCAUCGCAAAAUUAAUAAUUUCUACUAUUAAUGCCGAGUUUGUAAUGGAAGCUAUAACAUUCUCUAUAUAUAUGUUGAAGGUUGCAACAUGACGAAGUAGGAUUUACAUUUUAUAGUUCGUUUUUGUUGGGUGAAGCACAUAGUAUCCCACUCCCCAAUACCCGUAGUGUCACUACUAUUUUUGUUUUCUAAGAUUCCUUACAUCAUUCAGUAAAUACGAAAUCUUUAUAGUCUCAAAUGAUGGCCACAGGUGAGGGUCGUUUAUGUAAAGUAUCUGAUAUCAAACGGAUGAGGUAACAGCUUGGAAGUGCGAAAAAAAGAUAUUUUUACGUCAAAGUAAUUUCUGGUAAACAUUUUGCUGAGGAUUUCGAAUAUAUAACAUUAAUUUUUCUAAAUUUAUAAAUAUUUUAGUACAAGUGAUAUGUUUGUAUAGUUAUUGUGAUUAGGAAGGAUAAAUAGGAUUAAACAUUACCUUUUAUUACGAAACCGAUAUUUUUUUUACAUCGCUACCUUAUGACCGACAGUUGCUUGAAAGAUAACUUACUUAAAAUAAUUUAUUACACAGCAGUUAAUAAUUUUUACGAUCGUUGUAAAUUAUACAUCGUAAACUAGUGAAGCGUAAGUCCUGAUUAACGAGGAUGUUAUGAGGGAAGUACUUUAAUAAAAACGUUUUAACUAAAUCCUAUAGGAUUAGAUAAAAUGUUUAAUUUAGGAAUCUUUAGAGCUAGAAUAACAAAGUCUAUUAUUUUAAUAAGUCUUUAAAAUAAACGAUUUUAGAAUCUUAAUUGUGAGCAAGACGAAAAAAUAGAAUAACCGAAACCAUUGCUUGAACAGUUAGAAAAUAUUUAAAAACCUUUACUGCUAAAUGCUUUUUAUUUUGACAUAACUCAUAAGUAAGCCGAAAUUAAAUCAACCAAACCAAAGUUUUUACUCAGACACACUGUUAUACUAAUAGUUUGUGUGUUAUAUUAGUGGUAGUAAAUUAAAGUAAGUAGUAUAAAAAAAGCUGUUGUGUCUUUUAAAACUUUGUACAGAAUCAUUACUUUAUUAAAAUAAAAUAUAAUUUUUGAGCAAUCUUGUUCGUAA